UGCGCGCGUGAGGCGGAGCGGGGCUCGCCCCUCGCCGGCGCCCGCCGCCCCGCGGGCGAUCGCUCUCCGGCCGUCUCCGGGACCCCCGGACCCGCACGGCCUUUGGUCCGGGCGGGGGAGGGAGAAAGUGAGACUCGGUGUCAUCAGCAUCCAUUGUCAGGAGGGGAAGAAACUGGAAUCCAGCAGCGGCGAGCAGCAGCUGGGCGGUCACAUCUGGGAAUGCAAAGCCGACCUACCCCUCCUCCUCCUCCUCCUCCACCACCUCCUCCUCUCUCACCCAGGAUCACUUCCGAAACCACUUCGCCUUCAGCCCCUGCCUCGGCCAGAGGGAUUUAUUUAAUGGGGAUGUGUUCAAGGCAAGAGCGAAUUCAGAAGGAUAUCGACGUCGUGAUCCAGAAGUCCAGAGCUGAGAAGGACUGCCUGUUUGCAGAUUUCAGAUACUCAGACUCCACCUUUACUUUCACCUACGUUGGCGGCCCCAAAAGUGUGUCCUAUUCAGUACAUGUAUCUGAAGAUUACCCAGAUAAUACAUAUGUGUCAAGUUCAGAAAAUGAUGAAGAUGUAUUAGUUACUACAGAGCCAAUUCCAGUAAUUUUUCAUCGAAUAGCAACAGAAUUAAGAAAGACAAAUGACAUUAACUGUUGCUUAUCCAUAAAAUCCAAAUUACAGAAGGAAAAUGGGGAGGAGUCAAGACAAAAUAGUACGGUGGAAGAAGACUCUGAAGGAGAUAAUGAUUCUGAAGAAUUUUAUUAUGGAGGACAGGUGAACUAUGACGGGGAGCUGCACAAGCACCCCCAACUCGAAGCUGAUUUGUCGGCAGUGAGAGAGAUAUAUGGGCCACACGCAGUUUCUCUCAGGGAAUAUGGAGCCAUUGAUGAUGUAGAUAUUGAUCUGCAUAUUGAUGUUAGCUUUCUUGAUGAGGAGAUUGCUGUGGCAUGGGAAGUGAUUCGAACAGAACCUAUAAUUGUCCGACUACACUGUUCACUUACACAGUAUUUAAAUGGCCCAGUGCCCACUGUUGAUGUCUUUCAGAUUUCCACAAAAGAGAGAUUUGGACUGGGACAUCAGCUGAAAAAAAUCAUGCAGACAUUUGUUACACAGCAGUGGAAACAGAGCAAAGAAAAAUCCAGUUGCCUGCACAAUAAGAAGCUGUCAGAGAAGAAAGUGAAGUCUCCCCUGCAUCUAUUUUCUACCUUGCGCAGGUCGCCAAGUUAUCCCCCCCCUGGUUGUGGAAAAAGCAAAUCCAAACUGAAAUCGGAGCAAGACGGGAUCUCCAAGACGCAUAAGCUGCUGCGGAGGACUUGCUCCAGCACAGUCAAGACGGAGGACGUGUGCGCCCCGAAACCACACAGGACCUUCGGUCGCUCGCUGUCCAGCGACCCCCGGGCUGAGCAGGCGGUGACGACCAUUAAGUCGCACAAACUCUUGAACCGUCCCUGCCCUGCAGCCGUCAAGCAGGAGGACUGCCUCGCUCUCAAGUCGCACAAACUCUUGACUCGCUCUUGUUCUGGAGACCCGCGCUGUGAGCACAACGCCAGCCUGAAGCCUCACAAACUGUUAAGCAGGUCUUAUUCCAGUAACCUCAGAAUGGAAGAAUUAUAUGGACUCAAGAAUCACAAGUUGCUCAGCAAGUCUUACUCCAGCGCCCCCAAGUCAUCCAAAACGGAGCUUUUCAAGGAACCCAACGCAGAGGGCCGGAGGCUCUCUCUUACCUCAGGGCUCAUUGGUAUCUUAACACCAUCAUCAUCUUCAUCUUCCCAGCCUGCUCCAAAUGGUGCCAAAUGUAUUCCAAUACGAGACCGUGGCUUCCUAGUGCAGACAAUUGAGUUUGCUGAACAGCGGAUCCCUGUGUUGAAUGAAUACUGUGUGGUUUGUGACGAGCCACAUGUGUUUCAAAAUGGCCCCAUGCUUAGGCCUACUGUGUGUGAACGAGAGCUGUGUGUAUUUGCUUUUCAAACCCUGGGAGUAAUGAAUGAAGCUGCUGAUGAAAUAGCAACUGGAGCUCAGGUGGUAGAUCUACUAGUAUCCAUGUGUAGGUCUGCAUUGGAAUCUCCUAGAAAAGUUGUCAUUUUCGAGCCAUAUCCUUCUGUGGUAGAUCCUAACGAUCCUCAGAUGCUGGCCUUCAACCCAAGGAAGAAGAACUAUGAUCGAGUAAUGAAAGCAUUGGACAGCAUAACUUCUAUUAGAGAAAUGACACAAGCACCGUAUCUGGAAAUCAAGAAGCAGAUGGAUAAACAAGACCCCCUUGCUCAUCCCUUACUGCAAUGGGUUAUUUCAAGUAAUAGGUCACAUAUUGUGAAACUGCCAGUUAACAGGCAACUGAAGUUCAUGCACACUCCCCAUCAAUUCCUUCUUCUCAGCAGUCCACCAGCCAAAGAAUCCAAUUUUAGAGCUGCUAAAAAACUCUUCGGAAGCACCUUUGCAUUUCAUGGCUCGCACAUUGAAAACUGGCACUCCAUCCUGAGAAAUGGUCUGGUUGUUGCUUCUAAUACACGACUGCAGCUCCACGGUGCAAUGUAUGGAAGUGGAAUCUAUCUUAGUCCAAUGUCAAGCAUAUCAUUUGGUUACUCAGGGAUGAACAAGAAGCAGAAGGUGUCAGCCAAGGAUGAGGCAGCUUCAAGCAGUAAAAACAGCAACGCAUCACAGUCACAGAAAAAAGGACAGCAAUCCCAGUUCCUGCAAAGCCGUAACUUAAAAUGCAUAGCCUUAUGUGAAGUGAUCACCUCACCUGACCUGCACAAACAUGGAGAGAUAUGGGUCGUCCCAAAUACUGAUCAUGUCUGCACACGAUUCUUUUUUGUCUACGAAGAUGGCCAAGUGGGAGACACAAAUAUUAACACACAAGAAGGAGGCAUUCACAAAGAGAUCCUUCGAGUAAUUGGUAAUCAAACUGCUACUGGUUAAAGGACCACCAUUUAAUUAACAUGAUUUGAAAGCCUUCCUCGGGUUCAAAGCUGGAUUUUGAACUGAAGAAGAUGAUAAAAUAAUUUAUUGUUAUUAUAAACAAAAUUAACCCUUUGAAUACUGAUUUUUUUCUUAGUAUUUCUAAGUUUCUCAUUAAAUACCUAAAAUGGUAUAAAAUUUAUCAAUUGUAGGGUUAUGGAAUCUAGUAAUAAAAUUACAACAGCACUUAA
This is a messenger RNA of Balaenoptera ricei (Rice's whale), 3134 nucleotides long. It is a transcript of the gene PARP8, whose product is annotated as poly(ADP-ribose) polymerase family member 8. The record is from RefSeq and is a predicted model, not a curated record. Bases 220 to 2904 code for a protein of 894 amino acids. Lineage: Eukaryota; Metazoa; Chordata; Mammalia; Artiodactyla; Balaenopteridae. The transcript has 27 exons. Gene Ontology annotation, biological process: endoplasmic reticulum unfolded protein response. Gene Ontology annotation, cellular component: membrane; intracellular anatomical structure; nuclear envelope. Gene Ontology annotation, molecular function: protein serine/threonine kinase activator activity; NAD+ poly-ADP-ribosyltransferase activity; kinase binding.